UUUGAAAAAGUAUGCUUCAGUAAGUUUACUAAUGUUUUUUUAAUUUUUUUUAUUUUAAAAAUUUUUAUUUUAUUUUAUUUUUUUAUGUCUCUCUCAGGGACAUGCACUCAGUGAGGUGGAGCCUCACUGACACCAUGAUGUCAUUUUAAUUUCAACUUUACUUCUUUGGCCCGCACUUUACAUUGACUUUCAAGUUGAUUUGAUUUCAUCGCCUAAAUUCCCGACCACAAAAAGGGACACACCGUGGCAUGUGAGGACUGUCGCUCAUCCUCUUUGUCUUCCCCUCAUCUUCUCUCCUUCCUCCCAUCUUAAUCAUUGACAUUACUGGAGAUGAGUGGGUGCAGGUGGACAAGAUGACACCCUUUCUUCUUGUUUUCUUCGCUCUGCGGCUUUGAACUGCAAAUGGAUUUGUCAGAGCAAGAGGGGAAAAAAAAAAGAAAAGCCCCCUCGUUCCACAGCUCUUUAUGGCUCCUUAAAGCUUUUUAGCACGCCUUUGUGAAUCUUGUGGAGGCUGAAGCGAUUCACUGAGCGCGCAAAAAAUGUGAAUGGAAAUUGCACGGAAGAAAAAAGCUUUGUUGUUCUUCACUAUUUGUGUUUGGAGAAACGUCAUCUUUGAUGCGCUUUUUAAGCCUUGCGGCGAAAUCACAAAUGACACAAUUUCAAAGGCUCACCAGUCACAAGAUUAGGUACAUAUCCGUUUAAAAAAAAAAAUGUAAAUAUAAAUUGGGAUCGUCUGUUCAAUCAUCAUUCUGCGUGACUUUUUUUUUUUUUUUUUGCGCCUGUGUCUGUGCAAGUAGUUGUUGUAAAAGCGCCCCCUCAUAUUGACUUGAGAUAUCGAAAACAUUUGUCAAAGAGCCUUCACAAACACUGCAUGUGCACAUGCAACGCCUGCCAAUUAAAAUGCAUAGAUGUAAAUGAACACAUAACACUCUUGACUUUCAAUGCGUAUGAUCACGACCCCGGGGGUGCGUGAUGCACCUCUAUUUCCGUUCAGCGCGCAUUUUCUUUGAAGUCACGCCAUGUUUGUGUGAAAUUGACAUGGCAGAUGUGAGAGUAUCCGCGUCUGUAGUUGUCAUCACAUGUCCAGUCGUAUUUGCGAUGGGUUAUGGUAGCGUUGUGCUAAUCUGAGAUGAUUUAGUUGUCACCGGUAACUACUUGGAGAUCUUCCUUGGCUGCUGGCAUUAAAUUAUCAUUUUUAUUUUAUUUUUUUCCUAUUUCUCAGUAGAUCCUUUUCAAAAAAAUGUCUCAAGGCCUCAGAAUCCUAUUUUCUCAAUCAGCUUCCUUCAUAAGCAACAGUCUUCUCUCAUUCGAUGAAAGUGAGAGAUGUUAGUUUUGCUGAAUAUUUUGACAGAAAACAGGGGGCCGGGGCUUCCCUGCUGUAUGUUGCCAUGGUAACUGCCAGUCAAAUCUAAUUAAAAAACACCCACACACUUCUUAUCUAGCCGAUUGUGGCAAAUGAUUUUAUUUAUUUAUUUUUGCAACCAUGACUUGAUCACGAUACAAGCAAAACACGAGCGGAACAUAUUUUGGACAAUAAGUUGCAUACAUUUUUUUUUUAAAUUGGAAAAAAUGUCUUGGACAGUAUAUGGAGAAAAAUGCUCAAACUUGACCUUUUCAGAGAUGCCCUAAAUUACUACAAUGUAGUUGUUCUUACUUAAAAAUUUAACAUCCUGGAUAUAUAUGAACCAGUUGUAAUUGGAUAUCGAACAUGAAGGAGGGCGUGCUGGUCAUGGUGCUGCAUCAGAUACCCUUACUGACAGAAUGUCAAGGUGCAUGCGAGUGUACCCAUGUGUACGAUAGGUGGUCAAAUAACGAGGUUGGGAUGAAGUGGGAAGUAAAUAUCGAUCGAUAUCAGAAGGUGAUGUGAGUCACAAUUUAAGAAAUGGAUGUCCUGCAUUUGGUGUCCCCCAAGGUUCAAUUCUUGAUACUCUACUUUUUAUAUGUAUCCCAUUGGGAUAAACCUCUCUUUCAUUAAAACACAAAUGAUUAAAAAUCUCUGUUUUUCUAAGCGACUGGAGAAUUGUAAUAUCUAUUUUAGUAUUGCUCUCUUUACUAAAAAUAUCUGCCACACAAUUUAUAAUGUUGCUGCAUUACAGUAAAAAAAAAAAUCUAAAUCUCAUGCACUUUCUCUUGACUGUAUUUAUUGUAUACUAUCUGUGAUGUGAUCUAACCUGUGCAACUUUGUUAGUGGCCUGUUUCAGCAGACAUUUUGGCUGGGUAUUGGACAUUUUGAGGCUAGUAAUCGGCAGGUAAGGUUAUUAGCAUUAAAACCUUUAGCAACAUCAUGUAUUUUGCAUCUUUAUAUAUGUGGACUGUUGUUUAAAUUUUUAAGUUUGCAUGCGAACGUCAUUUCCUCAAUUGUAAGAAGCCCCCUCGGUGAUUUUGCACAUCAACAAACGGCCAAGUUAAAUUAAUGUACAUUAGAGGGUCCAAUAAUCUUUUCGUGUCUCUGCAUGGUUGUAAUUCCAAACACUCAAUCUGCCUGGCUGGUUGUCCCACGCCCCCUUCGUACCACCGUCCAUCCACGACGCCAGUUGGAGUCUAAUCCCGGCAGAGCUAAUCUUCCUCUGAUCUGAGGAUUGCACAAUUGAGUUGCUGGGUUUCCUCUCACCUGCUGGCCACCGCAUGCCCGACUAACUGACUGGGUAGUCGGGCGCAGAGUGGACGGAAGAUGGCUUCCCGCCGAUCGCCAUCCUCUACUUGGACAGAGCCACGAGGGAACGGACGAGGCUCCGUCCCAGUGGCCACGGCUCUCAGCGAGUCCUCGUCCAUCCACAGCGACGCACUGUACCACCUGACCAGGGACGUGUCGCGGGUGGGCCUGGAACCUCUGUCCAACAGCAUACUGGAAGCAGAACCUGACAAAGAGGAUGCUUGGGAUGAGGAGGCUCAAAGUCUACUUAAGGUUGUCAGUUCUUCAUCAAGCCCCCAAGACAACGGCGAGGGCCUCCACUUCUCGGACGGCCGGCGGAAAGUCGACUACGUGCUGGUCUUCCACCAGCGAAGACACGCCUCCGUUCGUUCCCCUGCCAGCACGUCGGUUUCCCACGACCGACUGUCCAUCGUUUCCAACGGCAACUUCCCGCCGUCGCGUGGCUCGGACGGCAAAGGCGGAGGAGGAGGGGGGAGUGGCGGAGUACCGGGAGGGGAGGCUGUGAGCAUCGGCGAGGUGUUCAUGGAGCUGGACAGCGGAGGAGGGAACGAAGCGGCCGAACCCGCCGACCACGAGAUACAUCUGAUCAGACAAGAGUUCGAGGCCAACCUGCUGGAGGCCGGCUUGGAGAUCGAAAGAGAUCGAGAGGUGAAGGCUCAUGGUCUGAGCUUCACCCGCCUCCACGCACCCUGGCCGGUGCUUUGCAGGGAAGCGGAGUUUCUCAAAAUUAAAGUCCCAACCAAAACGCGCUAUGAAAUUAAAGAGGAAAGUGCGUUCAGCAGCAGCAUGAGCAGCGUGUGGAGGAAACUGAAGCAGCCUUUCCAGCCCAAAGUGCCCCCUCAGGACCACGGACCCACAAAGUUCCUCACACACUGCUUCUCCCGGGACAAGCUCCACCUGUACAACGUGGCAUCGAAAGACUCCUUCUUUGACAACGCCACAAGGGGCCGCAUCGUGUACGAAAUCUUGAGGAGGACUGUUUGCGCUCGGACCUGUCAAACCAUUGGUAUCACGACAUUGAUAGCAAAGGGUGUCUACGAUGCUGCCUUCCCUCUUCACGAUGGAGAUUACAAUGCCACUGGACAUCCCGAGGAGAGGAAUGACCGACAGGUUCUCCAUGAAGAGUGGGCCAGAUACUCGGCCUUCUACAAAUACCAACCCAUUGAUUUGGUCAGGAAGUACUUUGGAGAAAAGAUCGGCCUGUAUUUUGCCUGGCUUGGCGUUUACACCCAGCUGCUCGUGCCAGCCUCCAUCGUGGGAAUCAUCGUGUUUGGCUACGGAGUAGCAACAGUGGACACAAACAUACCCAGCCUCGAGAUGUGCGACGAGCGCCUCAAUUUCACCAUGUGUCCCCUGUGCGACGGAGCCUGCGACUUCUGGCAGCUGAGCACGGCCUGCGGCACGGCCAGAGCCUCGCACCUGUUCGACAACCCCGCCACCGUCUUCUUCGCCAUCUUCAUGUCUCUGUGGGCCGUGUUGUUCCUGGAGCACUGGAAGCGUCGCCAGAUCAGUUUAAGCUUCAGUUGGGAUUUGACCGGCAUCGAGGAUGACGAGGAACACCCGAGACCAAAAUACGAAACCAUCCUUCUCCAGAAGAGGCAGCGGAAGCAAAAAAACAAGAAGACGAAGAAGAAGAAAAGGAUUCAGGUUGCGAUAGAGAAGUUAACCUGGAAAGACCGCCUUCCUGGGUAUUGCAUCAAUGUUUCCUCCAUUCUUUUUAUGUUUGGUCUGACCUUCUCGGCCGUUUUCGGCGUCAUCAUCUACCGCAUCACAGUGUCGGCGCUGAUGGCCAUGAGCCCCGACCCGGAGACAAAGUCCAACGUGCGCGUGACGGUGACGGCUACGGCGGUCAUCAUCAACUUGGUGGUUAUUCUCAUCCUGGAUGAGAUCUACGGCGCUGUGGCGGUGUGGCUGACAGAGCUUGAAAUUCCUAAAACGGAGACCAACUUUGAGGAGCGUCUCAUCCUCAAAGCCUUUUUACUCAAGUUCAUGAAUGCAUACGCGCCCAUUUUUUACGUGGCGUUCUUCAAGGGACGGUUUGCAGGUCGACCGGGAAGUUAUGUGUAUGUCUUUAACGAUUAUCGAAUGGAAGAGUGUGCACCAGGAGGCUGCCUCAUUGAGUUGUGCAUUCAGCUCAGCAUCAUCAUGCUCGGGAAGCAGCUCAUCCAAAACAACAUCUUUGAGAUCGGCAUCCCGAAGUUGAAGAAGCUGGUGCGUACGCUGAAGGAUAAAGGAGGCGCCGAGAAGGAGGAGGAAGAGGAGAGGCCUCCGCAGCAGUGGAACCUGGACUACGCUCUCGCUCCCUUCGAGGGCCUCACGCCCGAAUACAUGGAAAUGAUUAUCCAGUUUGGCUUUGUCUCGCUGUUUGUGGCCUCCUUCCCUCUUGCUCCUCUUUUCGCACUGCUGAACAACGUGAUCGAGAUCCGGCUGGAUGCCAAGAAGUUUGUUACGGAGCUCCGCCGGCCGGUCGCUGCCCGUGCCAAAGACAUCGGCAUAUGGUACAAUAUACUGAGUGGCAUGGGCAAAUUCUCCGUCAUAAUAAAUGCCUUUGUGAUAUCCUUCACGUCGGACUUCAUCCCUCGCCUCGUCUACCAGUACAUGUACAGCCAGUCGGGGACCAUGCACGGCUUCAUCGACCACACGCUCUCCUACUUCAACGUCUCCAACUUCAAACCCGGCACAGCGCCGCAGAAUUCCGACCACGGCGAUGUCACCGUCUGUAGGUAUAAGGACUACAGGGAACCCCCCUGGGCCCCCGAUGCGUACCACUUCUCCAAACAGUACUGGUGUGUCCUUGCAGCGCGACUGGCUUUCGUCAUCCUCUUUCAGAACCUGGUGAUGUUCCUGAGCCUCGUAGUAGCCUGGGUGAUCCCGGACAUUCCCAAAACCAUCGUGGAGCAGCUGAAGCGCGAGAAGAAGCUGCUGGUGGAUCUCUUCCUACGAGAGGAGAAGGACAAAUUCCAGCUCAUCCAGAGCCUCUUUGCCAAGGACGCCCCCGUCCCUCUGGGCAGCCACGUGCUCGACCCAGCUCAAAGGUUCCCCCUCCCGGGCCGCUAUAGCACCCUGCCGCAGUGUGCGACCCAGGCGACGGCCGCUGACGACGACGGAGGAGGAGGAGGAGGAGGAGGAGGGCCCAGGGCGAGGUGCAGGGCGGCCAGUUUCAGCUUGUACACCAGGAAGGUCCCCCUGUCGCCCAGAAAUGAAAACUCCAAACACACGGCUGUGUGACAUGUGACACAACACAUCCCCGAGGGUGGCGUCGGCAUCGCGAAGAGAAUAUCGUGUUCGGGUGAUCCCUUCCUCCAACUGCCAUUUUGAUGUCCUGGCGUGAAAAAGAAGCGGCUUCACUUCAUGCGUUUUUUUUUUUUUUUUGUUGUUGUUGUUUUUGCUCAUGUUUUGUUCACCCUAUCGAGUGUGAUCUUUUUUUUUUUUUUUUAAACUUAUUAUUUUUAGCUUGUAGCUUCAUUGCGUAAACAAGCAAUAAUACUGCAUUAGGCUGAAGAGCAUUGUAAGAUAUUGUAGAUUACAAAAAAAA
This is a messenger RNA of Hippocampus comes (tiger tail seahorse), 6188 nucleotides long. It is a transcript of the gene ano2b, whose product is annotated as anoctamin 2b. Gene Ontology annotation, cellular component: plasma membrane. The coding region runs from base 2672 to 5881 and encodes 1069 amino acids. The record is from RefSeq and is a predicted model, not a curated record. Gene Ontology annotation, molecular function: intracellularly calcium-gated chloride channel activity; protein dimerization activity. Gene Ontology annotation, biological process: chloride transmembrane transport. NCBI's taxonomy places the organism in Eukaryota, Metazoa, Chordata, Actinopteri, Syngnathiformes, Syngnathidae. The transcript has 25 exons.